CUACGGCGUCAUUCCGGUCUAAUCUUCUUGUUCUGUACUCCUCAGGCGUCUUUCUAUCUCGCUCUUGUUUGGAAAUUUCUCUGGGGAACCGUAUGGGUGACCCCUAGCCGGAAUCCUCGCAUCCAAUGUCUUCGUCCGACCCAGCUGCAUCUACUACGGCCUCCGACAAUGCGCCUCCCCGUGCGGAACUGGAUAUCACCAAGCUCCAUGCCCUCCCUUCGGAACAACAGGACCUCUAUCUGCUGACGUUCACGUCGGAGCUUGUCCAGCACAUCUCCGCCUUGGACAGGACGCAGGUCUCGGCCCAGCAGAAGUUCCUCAAGAAGGAGCUAUUCAAGAUCUUGACGCUCUCCUCGCCCACGAUCACGCGCGUUAUUCGCAACAAUCUCGGCCGAUGUUUCGGAGCCAUAUUCAGCAAAGGCGAUCGCGGGAUACUGUUUGAAACGGUGACGGAGCUGCUGGCGGCCUUGAAUGCCGGGAAAAGUGAGGCGGAAUUGAAGACCAAGUUCGCCGCCGUCCACUGUUUGGGGGAGGUCUUCGCCGUCGCGGGUGAAAGUGUCUUCGCGCAGUCUGGAAUUGUCAUUUCCAGCUUGCUCAAGUUGUUGAAACAUUCCAGCAAUCAUACGGGUCUUCGGGGUACGGUCUUUGCGGUCCUGCGCAAGGUGGUGAUCGGAGCCGGCGUCCCGGUGGAUGAGGGAACUGCACGAGAUAUUUGGAAGCAGGCUCGGAAUGCCGCGACUGGAGACAAGUCCACUUUUGUUCAGGUGCACGCUUGUCGGUGCCUUGAGCAACUUGUCAACACGACGCCGUUCUUCGAUAACGCGAAUGAUUUUGAGAACCUGAAAGCGGUGGUUUGGAAGGUCUUUGAUAGUCCUGUGGCCCCGGUCAGACAUGCUGCUGCUGCUUGUCUUGCUCGAGCGUUAGCUAAGCUACACGCUACCGACUCGCGAAUUUUGGCGGCGCCGAAACCAAAGAAAUCUAAGCGGAUGUCCAAGAAGCCUACGCCGAAGCCCGGCGAGGACGAGGACGAGGCUGAGGUUUCUGAAGCCUCAGCUCCGAAGAAGUCCGAGGCCCGCUUGUUCUUCUUACUACCUGACCUCCUUCGCCAGCUGUCAGGCCAGUACCUGCGGAGUACAACGUCCAAUCGUUCGCGGGCGGCUAUUGCGGUGUGCUACAAACAUGUCUUGCGCAUUCUCGGCGAGAAGCUUAUCGAAGAGCGUUAUGGCGAGAUCGCAAGCCAUUUUUGUUUCGAGCUUCUCAAUCACCCCACAGUCACUUACAAUAGGUUCCGACUGCUCAUGACGAGGAAGUUUGUCAAGAGUAUCUUGGAAGACACGGUUGGCCGCGAAUCGCUGCGCGAAAACAGUCAAUUGAAUGCUGCCAGGUGGUUGAUCAAUGAGAUCAUCAAGGACUAUCCUCAAGUCAUUCAGGAGCGUCGUGAACCCACCAAGUACACCUUGACAAGCGCUCUCAGCGCUUUAUCCUCUUUGAUUACUUCUCUCGGCUCUGCCUUUGGAAACUUGGCCGAGCCAUGCCGUGAAGCAUUGCUUCAGGUUCUCCCGCACCCUAGUUAUACCGUUCAGAUCCAUGCCGCGCAUUGCCUGCGCAGCUUCGUUCUUGCCUGCCCACACCAACUUUUGUCCUGCGUUACGAUCUGCCUGAACAGCCUGAACAGGGAGGUUGGCCAGCUCUCCACCCCUCGCCAGGCCCCUCGCCGCUGUGUUGGCUAUGCGAAUGGACUAUCGGCAAUGCUCAGCACGUCUCGCCUGCAACCUCUGUAUGGAUCCGUGGACGUGUUCUCCCGUGUGUUUACUCAGGCCACCGACCUCCUAAAAACGAGCAGCAAUUCCGAACUACGCGCCGCAAGUACGCAGAUUCAGGUGGCAUGGAUCUUGAUCGGAGGACUGAUGCCGCUUGGUCCGAGUUUUGUGAAAAUUCACUUGUCACAGUUGAUGCUGCUCUGGAAGAACGCCCUCCCCAAACAUCUCGGCAAGGAGAACUUUGCUCAGCGUGGGAACCUGGAAAUGAGCUUCCUUGCACACGUUAGAGAAUGUGCCUUGGGGUCACUGCUAGUGUUUAUGGAGUUCAAUAGCAAAUUGAUAACGGCGGACGGCGCGCGGAGAAUAGCUGCGAUGCUACAAAACACCGUCACCUUUCUCGAUGACAUGCCUCGUCAGAAGUCUGUAAAUGACAUCUCUCAACGUUUGCACCCAUCAUUACAGCUUCAUGACAUUGCGACAAUGGUUCGACGGCGCGUGCUUGAGUGUUUUUCCAAGCUUCUCCAUGUCCAUCCGAUUAGCCAUGCGGACGUCAUUUCUCAAACCAGUCUUUUGAGCCUUGCAAUUUCUUCGUUUGCGGACCCGGACGCUACUCAAACCGGCCAUCUGGAGAACUCUAUUGCGGCAUCCACCGCACAGUUCGACUCUUUGUGGGAUCUGUGCGACAAUUUUGGCUUCGGUGUGUCCGGUUUGGCUAGGGAAUAUGUCCGUGUGAGCCUCACUGGCAAAGAUGAGAAUGACAAUGGCCCUGCUUGGUCUGCCGUUGACUCUGCAGACCAAGCAAUCGACGAUGCUCUGACCUUCCCCAUUUGCCAAGCGAGUGAACACGACUCUAUCUUGCUAUAUUCGCCCAGUGAAAAUGGAAGCGACUUUGCUGACCCACAUUCUACUGGUGUUGUCAACGCAGCUGUCGAGCUUUUCGCCGUGGCUAUACCCCUUCAUGCCCCUAGAGUGCAGGAAAGCAGCAUAGAGCAAAUUGCCACUUUCCUCUCAUCCCCAAGUCUGCAGCGCAACCCUGGUCGCAAAGCCGCUAUGGUGGUAAACAUCGCCGUGGCGUUGCUUCAUGCUCUAAAGGCUGCUGCUAGAGAUACUGGAACCACCGCUGGAAAGCUCAACCCUGCGACUGACAAAGUAUUGCAAGAGUUGUUACAAAAAUUCGUCACUGACCCCGACUCAAUUGUUCGAACAAUCGGUGUCGAGGCCUUCGGAAGACUCUGCGAUAGCUCCGGAAAUACAUUCACGAGUACUCAGAUUAACUGGCUUGUCGACACAAUCGUUGAAAACCGGGAGCCCAACACCCGUGCCGGCUGCGCCGCUGCGUUGGGUUGCAUUCAUUCCCAGGUUGGUGGUAUGGCAGCCGGGUUGCAUCUGAAAACUAUCGUCGGCGUCUUGAUGUCGCUCUGCAAUGAUCCGCACCCAGUGGUCCACUUCUGGGCUCUCGGAGGCUUGGAGAGGGUUGCUAAUUCCGCUGGAUUGACAUUCUCACCCUUCGUCUCGAGCUCACUCGGCAUGCUUGCCCAGCUCUACAAUGCAGACACCCACAACGAGGAGUCGGCAACAUUGGCAACCUCUAAUAUUGAGAUGUCAUUCCUCACGCCUGUUCUGAUCAGCCGUUGUGUUGAUUCCAUGAUCAAUGUUUUGGGACCUGAUCUCCAGGACAUUGCGAAGACACGCAAUCUCAUUCUUACUCUACUUCGCCAAUUCCAACUGGAGGAAAAUCCGGCUCUGGUGACUGAGAGCUCUAAAUGUCUAGACCACCUGUCAUUAUAUGCGCCGGGAUAUGUAGACUUUUCCGGCUACGUCCACCGGCUGCAGAGCGAACUGUCCUCUAAUAACCCCCUGAUGCGGGACGUGGCUAUUCGAGCACUGAGCAAUCUCAUGAAGCGUGAUGCAGCAUCAGUGAUUCAAACGGCUUCGCCUACCCUCGAAGAGGAAAUCUGGCUUACAUUCGAUGAUACGCCCGAUAAUCCAAUCCUACGAAGCAUGAUCCAAGAUUGGUUGCAACAGACUGCUCUGGUAGAAACUGAACUCUGGGUCCAACGCUGCCACAACACGUUGACGAAGACUCGUCUCAAACUAGAGGAUAUACCAGCGACGUCUACUAUCAAGACCGCCGUUAACGAUAUGCCUGAUGAUGAGGUCGCAGGUUUUGCUUCUGCUAUCGCCGGGGCAGGACAGGCCGAUAAUGCAAAUGACGCCGUCGCUGGUCAGGAAUUGCUGAAGUGGCAGACUCGCAACUUCGUUAUGGGCUGCCUCAGUGAACUCUUGGACACGGUCAAUGCCGCAAUCCUUCCAGACCAGACAAUUCCCGCCGAGCUCGCGUUGCAGCAAAAGGUUGGAGACAUUGUUCGCAUGGCUUUCUCGGCAUCCACAGCGAACGUGAUAGAACUGCGCGUCUGGGGUCUGAAGAUCCUUGAUCAAGUUCUCAGAAUGUUUGGUAAAACUCCCGACCCAGAUUUUGCCGAAGCAUCGCUCCUCGAGCAAUACCAGGCUCAAAUCGGCUCAGCGCUCACGCCCGCUUUUGCCGUGGACUCUUCGCCGGAGCUUGCAUCGGAGGCAAUCAACGUUUCCGCAACUUUCAUUGCCACUGGGAUAGUAACCAACGUGGAUCGGAUGGGUCGAAUUCUCAAACUUUUGGUGCUUGGUCUUGAGAACUUCUCAAAAAAUCCGGAUACCACCGAGAUAGGAGACUUGAAGGGCCUGAACUCAAACGCAAGAGUUAUGGUUAAGAUGGCCCUGUUCUCCGCCUGGGCCCGGCUGCAAAUCGCCAGUAUUGACCAAGAAUAUCUCAAUGAAGUCGUCCAGCCGUACCUCUUGAAACUCACCCCAUUGUGGCUUUCUUCCCUCCAAGAAUACGCCCGGCUGCGUUUUGAACCAGACAUCUCUGGUAGUUUGGGUACUGGUCCCUUGAGCAACAAUCUGGAUGAGGUCUACGCUGCGUUGAAUCGGGAGACUCUUUUGAAGUUCUACCAAGAUACCUGGCUGAGCCUCGUUGACGCCAUUGCCGGUCUGGUAGAAAAAGACAUUGACUUUGUCUUUGAUGCGCUGGAUGGGAAAUCUCAGCCCGUUGAGCCCGAAGAAAAAGAAGAGGAUGGGCAGCCCACACCUAAAGAAGAGACCGGAGGAAAAGGUCAUGACAUCAAUUAUCGGGAUGAACCAGUCGCAUUCUUCUUCGUCCUUUUCGGUCUAGCCUUUGAAGCUCUUGUUGAUCAAUCUACAACACCACCUCAGAGGUUGGAGAUUCUUCAGGCUCUCAAGAGAAUACUGCGGCCAAUAAUUUCCGGAAACGCAAUUUACCAAGAUGCCAUAUUCACGGAGACCAUGGAUUCGCUCGACCGCCUCGUGCUGACUGAAGGAUUCCCCAUUCAAAAUGUGAUUGUUGAGAUCGCACGAAACCUAUCUCUCGACCAUCCCUCUGCGAAGGGCAGCGAAAAUCGAACCGAUCAUCUCUCUGAUGACAUCGAGCAGCUUUUUGAGCUGACAAGAAGUAUCAUUCUCGUUCUGGCCGGGCUCUUGCCUAACCUCCGCGAAACCUCGCCCCUUGCACGAUUCAACGUGGGAUCGGAUGACUCGUUGUCUCUCAUCCGCCUCUCCUUGUCAUCGCUGGUUAAUGUGGCAUCCAUAUUCCCCUCGAUCAUCCGCAAUGAUCUCAACGCAUGUAUCUUGCACAUCUUCAGCACGAUUCUUGCGACGGGGCUUUGUCAGGCUGAGGUCGUGCCUCAAGCCCUUCCGAUCUUCAAGCAUUUCAUUGCCGGCAUCAGCAGCAGCAAUAGAAACUCCGACAAUCUCAGCGUCAUAUCGCGUCAAAUGCGCGGGUGUCUCACACGAUUCCUUACAACCCUGACUAUCGCCCAGCGCCGCGAAUCCGAGUCCUCAAUGCCCUGCGCAAAGAAUACCCUCCUGGCGAUCACGAUCCUCCUAACGACCGGAAGCCACAUGAUCCCCCCUCAGGACCCGGUCAUUAUUCAAGUCCUUGACGAAUUCCUUGACUGCCUCCAAGAUGUCGGUCUCGCCAACGUCGCUGCCGGUUGCCUUCGUUCUAUCCUCCUCACUCCCACCCCGAGAUCACCAACUGACGACCUUGUCGCCCGAUAUCUCUUCCCUAAACUCAUCAGCUUCCUCGUCGGUUGCCCAACGUCGUCUGGCGAAAUCCCCAGUGACCCGGAGAACUCACGCGCCGUUAUCGCGCGCACCCUCGUCUCCUACGUCGGCACCGCAGCCGAUGUCCCAACUGCCCUGUCCCUCAUGAUGUCCACCUUUCUUGCUCGCGCAAGACGUGAAGGCCAACCCAUCUACAAAGAAUCAGCGGCGCUGCUCCUGGAACUCGCAAAGACAAACCAGCUUGUAUUCCGCGCGCUCGUGGGUACCAUGCAACCGGAGCAGAAGUCUCUCCUCGAGGAUAUCCUUCGCAGCGCAGAGGCUGAUACCGGUGCUAACAAGAGCGCAAGGGACGGGGCACAGGCCGGUGGACAGCAAGCCAUGCCAAGUAUUGCAUUGAGGUUUGACUUUUAACUAACCCAACCCAGCUUGCCCAACCUCUUCUGUUUGUUUCAUGCCCCCUGUUUGGUCCUUUUUCUUUUUCUUCCUUCUUCUCCUGUAUUUUCUUUCUUUCCUGUGCGGUUCACCCCUUUUGGCUUCAGCGCAGAGGGGGGAUAUCUUGACGACGAAGACGCUUUCAAAUGGUUGAGACUAUAAACGCCGUGGACGAUAUGAUGGCGAGUAUACCUGACGUUUUUUUGAUUUGACAUUGGCAACCUUGCCUUUGCAUAUAUGAUUACAUAUGAUAGAC
This is a messenger RNA of Aspergillus steynii IBT 23096, 6567 nucleotides long. RefSeq names its product AP-1 complex accessory protein LAA1. Gene Ontology annotation, biological process: endocytosis; intracellular protein localization; retrograde transport, endosome to Golgi. The record is from RefSeq and is a predicted model, not a curated record. Bases 126 to 6290 code for a protein of 2054 amino acids. Gene Ontology annotation, cellular component: endocytic vesicle; membrane; Golgi apparatus. The transcript has 5 exons. Lineage: Eukaryota; Fungi; Ascomycota; Eurotiomycetes; Eurotiales; Aspergillaceae.